Messenger RNA from Cicer arietinum (chickpea), 1689 nucleotides. RefSeq names its product heavy metal-associated isoprenylated plant protein 3-like. Lineage: Eukaryota; Viridiplantae; Streptophyta; Magnoliopsida; Fabales; Fabaceae. Gene Ontology annotation, molecular function: metal ion binding. The record is from RefSeq and is a predicted model, not a curated record.
UUUCUACACAACAUAUUAUACACACAAGGAUCCAAAACUCCCUACAAGAAAUCUACGCAUUAACAUAAUAAGAUCAUUGACGAUUUAAUUAAAAUUGGAUGAUUUAUGUCUAAAUUGAAUAUUCUUAAUAAUUAUAAAACAAAAAUUAAAAUCUGUAUCUUUAAACCUUAUGAUUUAAAUCCGACAGUUACGAGUCGUUUGACCACAUAAAUGCAGGAUUUAUUGACUACACUAUAUCCGAUUUCAUACGCACAACACGUUGGUGUCUUCCCACUAUUUAUACACUGGCAUUACUUCUAAUUGUUACUCCUAAUUAAUUUUCUUACUUCAGUUACGCAACACACAGCCUCUAUUCUCCAAUUCCAAACCCACACUCAUUCUUUUCUUCUUUAAUGGCGAAAAAGAAGAAGAAUAAGGGAAAUGCAGAAAACAACAAUCACAAUCACAAAAACAACAACAACAACAAUAACAAUUACAAUAACAAUAACAAUAACAAUGACGACAACAACAGCAAUGACGACAAUAACAACAACAAUAACAAUGGAGGAAAGAAAGAAGAGAACAACAACAACAACACAACGGUCUUGAAAGUUGCUAUGCAUUGCGACGGUUGCGCUUCCAAAAUCAUCAAACACCUUCAUUCUAUCAAAGGCGUGGAGACGGUGAAAGCAGAGAGCGAGACUGGAAAGGUAACCGUCACCGGAAAUGUGGACCCCACAAAAUUGAGGGACAACCUAGCGGAGAAGACAAAGAAAAAUGUUGAACUUAUUUCUCCACAACCCAAGAAGGGAAAGGAGAAGGAGAACAAGGAAAAUGAAUCAAACAAAAUUUCUGAUGACAAGAAAACCGACGACAAAAAAAACAAAGACAAAGAGACGGUUUCUACGGCUGUAUUGAAGAUGUCACUACACUGCCAAGGAUGUUGUGACAAGAUUGGCAAGAUGGUGUCGAAAACCAAAGGGGUACUUGAAAUAGCAAUAGACAAAGAGAAGGAAACGGUGACUGUGAAGGGUACAAUGGAUGUGAAAGCAUUGGUUGAGAAUUUAACAGAGAAGUUUAAGAGAAAGGUUGAGAUUGUCCCUUCAAAGAAAGACAAAGAAGGAGGUGAAGGAGGUGAAGGAGGAGGUGGGAAGAAGAAAAACAAGAACAAGGGUGGUGGUGGUGGUGGUGGUGGUGGAGAAGGGGGUGCUAAUAACGAUAACAAUGAAGGAGGAGAAGUUAAAAUAAUAGAAUAUUCGGUUCAACCACCCUUUGGUCAUGGUAAUGAAUAUGUUCGUGUUGAAGGGUAUAACUAUCCACAAGUCUACGAAGAGCUGUUACAUAUGCAUAUGCAUUCACAACCACCACAAAUGUUUAGUGAUGAGAAUCCUAAUGCUUGCUUGAUCAUGUGAGUGAUGUGAGGUAGUGUCACUUUGUCAGAGGAAUUAAUUUCAUUCAAUUCAAUUCAAUUCAACAUGGUGAUGAAUGAUGAUAAUGAUGAUGGUGGUCUACUGGUGAUUCCAUGAGACAGGGGAAAAAACAAGUGCUAAAGAGAGUAGUCAGUGAGUCACUAGAGUCUUUCUUCUUCUGUUUUAUUUUUAUUUAAAAUGUUGUGAUCUUUAAGAAAGAGUUGUGAUGCAAUUAAUUAAAUUAACCAAUAUUGUUGAUAUCACAUGGGAAUACCAAUUUAAAAAUUUAUUAUUAUUAUUA